Molecule: messenger RNA, 1596 nt
Organism: Clonostachys rhizophaga
Lineage: Eukaryota; Fungi; Ascomycota; Sordariomycetes; Hypocreales; Bionectriaceae
Source: the annotation of a GenBank genome assembly
AUGCUUCUGAUUACUGUUUUCGUUGCAGGCCUUGCUAUUGUUGGCUCGGUAGCUCGCGUAUGCCCAGACGGUCGAGGCGAUCAUAACGGCCUCGUCGAUCUUGGGUAUGCCCGCCAUGUCCCAACUUACACCAACACCACCAUCUCCGGUCACAAUGUAACCAUCUACAAAAACAUCCGCUUCGCCAACCCGCCUACCGGCGACUUGCGCUUCCGCAGGGCCAACAUGGAUCUACCCCAAGUGGACGGCGUGCAAAAGGGAGAUGAGCCGCCCGGCAGCCGUGACUGUAUCUCCUCUGCGCCAGCAUACAUUCCCUUUCCUGGAAUCAAUGGCACCACGUGGGGCCAUGAGGACUGCCUCUUCUUGGAUGUGUACGUGCCGCAGGGUGUGAAGCCAGGUGACAACGUCCCAGUCCUUCAUUUCUUCUAUGGGAGCGCAUACAGCUUUGGGAGCAAGGAGUUUCUCUUCAGCCCAAUGGGGCUGUUCGAGCACAUGUUUGAGCAACACAAAGGAAGGUUUAUUUUCGUCGCCAAUAACUACAGGAUGGGAGUCUCUGGGUUCUCCUACUCAGAAGGGGAGGAUAUGGAGGCUAACGCCGGCUUAUUUGAUUGCCUUGCAGCUGCGAGAUGGACCUCCAAGUUCAUCCACAAGUUUGGAGGGGAUGGGAGGCGUAUCACGGCUGCGGGCCAGAGCGCCGGCGCAGGUAUGCUCUACUACAUGACUACUCUGGAUGGAGGCAAAGGAGAAUUGCCAUUCCAGAAGUUGUUCAUAUCCUCACCGGCAGCUCCUCCUCGGCGACGGGUCGCAGAUCGUCAGCGAGAACAGUUUGACCUUCUGCUCAACGUGACAGAUUGUGCCACUCUAGAGUGUGUGCGUUCACUUCCAGAACAGGCCAUCUUGGACGCCAGCGAGAAGCUUGUCAACCAAAUGCCAUCCACUGGAGGCGGUGGUGUCCUAGGGCCUGUCAUCGGAUAUGGCCCAGCACCAGACGGCAAAUCAAUCCCCGAUCUUCCUCUUGCGCAGUUCCAUGCCGGUGAGUUCCAUGAAGAGCUAGAAGGGAUUAUCAUGGGCAGCAUGGCCUAUGAGGGGAUGGGCACGUCGCAUGAUACCGACCAGCCAGAGUACUUCCCAACCAUGGUGCGUCAAAUCAUGUCGAACGCCAGCGACGAGGUGGCCUCAACCAUUCAAGCCCUGUACUAUCGUCCCGAGACACCGGCACAGCUUGCCUGGGACUGGACGACUGAUGCCAUUUUCUCGUGCAACUCGUACAACCUCGCCAACGCCUUGCCGGGGAAGUCGAGGCGAUAUGUCAUGUCCACCCCACCAGCCACCCACGGCCAGGACUUGUGGUAUUUCUUCUAUGUUGAUGAAGAGCAAACACCUCUGGGUGAAGAGGGAGUGGGACUCGCUCGCGAAUUCCAGACAAAGUUGCUGGACUUUGUGCACGGGAAUGAUGUCGCUUGGCCGUUGUAUGGCUCAGAGAAGAACAUUUUCAACAUCACUGAUCGGUUUGAGGAGGCCACCUGGGGGCCAGAUCUGACGAAGCGAUGCGACACCAUUAAUCGCUUUGUUUUGGACCCCGCCAAUGGCGCUUAG